GUGAUAAAUGGGAAGAUAUGACCCGAGUGGAAGACAAUCGGAGCCGGAGUUGGAGUUGGAGUAGGAGUCGGAGCAUAUGCUCUACUGAUAAAAGCAAACACACUUCAAAUCUCGCCACACCUGAUUCUGCGUUCCAGCCCCAAUCCCGAACAUAUACCACACAUCCAGAGUCCAUCUCUCUCUCUCUCUCUCUCUCUCUCUCUCUUCUGGGGGGGAGUGGUUUGCUUCCGCUGACUGCUUUCCCAUGAAUGAACAUGCUCCGGCUUCUGAUCCAUGAAUCAAUUCAGGCCUACUGAAUGGUUCGUUCUGUUUAGUUGGAAUUGUGUGAGCGGGUGAUAUUUUGUCUAUUUUAUUAAUGAAUUUUGGGUUUCUUGCAAAUAUCCCCUGGGUUGGGGCUCAUUCAGACAAGGGUUUGGGAAGAUCCCUUGAGUCUGCAACUACCCUAAUUGAACCACCCAAACAGAAGGACUUUUUCGGUGUCAAGCUGUGGGGAUGGUCUCCCUCUUCAAUUAUUCCUUGGGCAAUCACUGCUAUAGAGCAAAUUUGGGUGCCACACACUGUCAACAAAGAGUUGAAAAGGCGCUCACGGCCUCAUAGAGUUGUUCAAACUGCUGGUGAGAACUUGCGUAUUCGCUUCAGACCAUAUGUUUCGAAGGUGCCCUGGCAUACAGGUCCAAGGGCUUUCCUUUCUCAGUUUUUUCCACGAUAUGGGCAUUAUUGUGGACCUAACUGGUCAAGUGGGAAAGCUGGCGGAUCGCCUAUUUGGGAUAGACGGCCAAUUGAUUGGUUGGAUUUUUGUUGCUAUUGCCACGACAUUGGUUAUGACACUCAUGAUCAAGCAGAGCUUUUAAAGGCUGACUUAGCAUUUCUUGAUUGCCUGGAGAGGCCACAUAUGAGAUCAAAGGGAGAUGCACACGUUGCUCAUCUUUAUAAGACAAUGUGCAUCACAGGUCUCAGAUGCAUACUAAUACCGUACAGAAAGCACCUUUUGAAGGUGCACUCAGGGCAGUCAUUGCUUGAAUUUGGAUGGCUAAGCAAUGUUAAAUGGGGAGGGGGUAACCUGCAAACAAAUGGGAAGUCAAAGGCAGUGGUGCGUGAUUAAUGUUCAUAAGCGUCUUAGAAUUGAUAAUAAUUGAAAAUAACAUCAGAAGGGUAUUGUUCGCUGCAUGUUUCUAUUGAGUUGAGACUGUAACAGAUGUAUUGGUUUGGAAUCUUGCUCUCUGAUGUGUUGUAUUUGGCUUUCUCCAAGAUGUAUAUAAUGUAAAUGGCUGCCUUCUCAA
Malania oleifera is the source of this 1280-nucleotide messenger RNA. RefSeq lists its product as uncharacterized. Gene Ontology annotation, molecular function: A2-type glycerophospholipase activity. Bases 356 to 1102 code for a protein of 248 amino acids. The record is from RefSeq and is a predicted model, not a curated record. The transcript is spliced from 3 exons. Lineage: Eukaryota; Viridiplantae; Streptophyta; Magnoliopsida; Santalales; Ximeniaceae. Gene Ontology annotation, biological process: phospholipid metabolic process; arachidonate secretion.